Molecule: messenger RNA, 14193 nt
Organism: Pelobates cultripes (western spadefoot toad)
Lineage: Eukaryota; Metazoa; Chordata; Amphibia; Anura; Pelobatidae
Source: the annotation of a GenBank genome assembly
CGGGCCAGGGACCUUUGCUAUAAAAAGCAAGUGGUUUCCUCAUUUUACACUUCAUGAACGCAUUGUGACAACUUGAAGCAAAAUAUCAUUACAGACUAAGCCAUGUCCGGUAAGGCAGAGAUUGUAUGGUCCUAUCGUCACGUCCUGCACAUUUUAAGUUUUUUUUUAUAGUUUUCAUUUAAAAUCAGACUGGACUAGGUUUUGUAAAUUAUUUUAAAGGGACACUACACCAGCCUAAAGCAUUUAAGCUUGCUAAAUUACAUUAUGUGUGAAGAGAGUGUAGAUUUCAAUAGAAAUUGGCACUUUUAUAAUUUAACCUUGUGACACCCACCCUGGCUGUUACUUCCUGGUUGUUUAGCUCAGUGGAGAUAAACUCAAGAGGCAGCAAUUGCCCAGAGCACCUGCCUUGCAAAGACUUCUCAUUGAGCUGCAUUGGGAGUCUGUGAUUGGACAGCCACAGAAAGUCUGGGAGGGGCUGGAAGGGGAGGGUUUGCAAAGGCUGCAGACAAGAGAACUGCAGCUUCUACAAGACAUUUUUAGAUAUAUCCCCAGUGGGAAAAAAAAUGCAUAAUAAAAUGUGUUCAAGUUUUUGUAAUUCUUUAUUUUUGUUGUGCAUGGUGUAACAAUAGGCUUACUCAGCCACGAUAGCAGUCGUAAGCAGUAAUUGGCAUAACAAUCAAAACAUGGCUUAUGAAUAUUCAGCACAAUUUUUAAGUUUCAUGAGAGCAAAAGUAGACAGUGGAUAGACAAUAGGUUAAAGUUGAGCUUUCCUGUCUUUAUAUGAUGAUCACGUUAAGUGAGAUUGACGUCAAUCCUCAUGCAUUAAUGUGACACGUUACAAUGGGGUAUCAAGUUGACGUGCACCAUUUUACAUUUACUUGUUUAGCAUUAAUGUUUAACAAGAUUCAUCAGCAGUAGCUAGCCUAGCUGUCAAUGUUGAGCUGUGAAUGUUUAGCUGAUCUAGUAUAAUACAGGCAUAAAACAUAGUGGAUUUUCAGCUAGUCACAUACUGGUGUUAGAUUACAUUAUAAAUUCUCCUGAAAUAAUCGGUGCUUCACUGUGCUAAACUAGCGACACUGGUGUUGUUAUGGUGUGUUAACAAGUGAUACAGUACAGUAAUAGCUUGUUAGUACAUGGUGAAUUAAAGUGUCAUACUAUGUGAGUAUAGGCUAUAGUACAUUGGGUAUGUAUAUCAUUACCAAAGUUGCUUACAUUGUAAAGUAUUAGGUGCAAGCUUCGUCAUAGGCAAUAGCAUUAUAGGUGGAACAAAAAAGUAAAAGAUAAAACGCAAACGCAAACUACUCAGUUUCAACAAGGUGAGAGCAAUGUCUAUGGUGCUGUUCGAUUCAAUCAGCCGAUGCCGGCUCUGUGUGCUGAGCUUGUGAGCCGGGGUUGGGGGAGAAAAAUAGCGUCCUGGUGAAGGGCCUGUCGGGCUCAAGUCGUGGCUGCCGCGUAAGCCUCCGUGGCUCUCUGUCUGGGCUUGAAUUCUGUGGAGUGUACCGGGUCAAGGCCUCGAGAGGUUGCAGGUAACGCUCUUCCGAGGGAGUCCAGGGGGAGAUCUAAGGCUCUCAUUGCCGCUGUGGCUUCUUGCAUGUCAUGUAUGACAUACGUUGUUUCACCUUUGGUGACGUGUAGUGUGUUGGCUGGGCCCCAUCGGUACCGGAGCUGGUGUGUGUGUAGUAGGGUGGUAAACGGUCUUAGUGUUCUCCUCCAUGCCAGCGUUCCUCCCGAGAGGUCGGUAUAGAUGGAAAGCUCCAUCUCUUCAAAGAGGUAGGUAGGUCAGCCUCUGGCAGCUGCUUGUACCGCCAUUUUGUCUGUGCGGCUGACGAACUGAAGAAUCAGGUCUCCAGGAGCUGAAGUUGGUGCUUUGCUCGAUUUCGGUAUGCGGAAUAUACCAGUUAUUUGGGUCGCUUUGGCCGCUUUGGGGUUUAGGAGUGCAGCUAUCAGCAGCCUGGUGAAGUGUGGUAGCUCGGCAUCCGAGAUGUUUUCUGCCACUCCCCGCACUUUUAGGUUGUUUUGGCGCCGUCUAUCUUCCUGGGCGUCGAGCUGUCGUUCCGUGAGGAGGUUUUGUCGCUGAAGUUCUGAAACCGCCCGUUGCAGCUCCUUGAGAUGGGUUGCCUGUGAGUCGGAGCAGUUUUCUAUCACACCCAAUCUGCCAGAUAGGCCGCGUAAGUCGUCUCGGAUUGCAGCCACCUCUGCCGAGAUUUUUUGAUGGUGGUCUUCCAUGAGCCUGUCGAUUGCUUCCAUUGUGACCGGCGUGGAGGCCGCCGCGGGCGGUGUAGGUUUCAGCGGUGCCGUCGAGGGCCUCCGCAGUUCUGCCACAUUCUCCCCCUCUGCUUCGUCCGAGGUUCCAUCCUCAAAGUCGGAGCAGCCUCCGUGUAGGGACGCCAUGUUGGGGCCCGGGGCACUCAGGGCCUGUUUCGAUAAGUCCCCAAUGUUCAUGCCCUGACGAGGUUGUUUCAAGUUUUUAAUGAAAAUAUAUCUGCUAAAUAAUAAUUCUUAUUCAUUUAUUGUUUGUAUUUGGGCCGUGGAGUGUCCCUGUAAUGGUUUCAGUGCUAAACUCAACACCUCACACGUAAUAUCUGUCUAUGAGAGAUUGUUUGGAGAGUUUCCAUGGUAACAGGUUUUGUUGCAUGUUGCCCAUGGGUGAUCACUUCUUGUCAAACUGAUUCUGGAGCACAACUCCAAGCAUUCUCUGCCGGCUGUUGAGGAUUGUAGUCCAAUAAAAAAUUGAUGUGGGUCAUAGUUGUACAAACACUGCAAAUAUUAUGGUGCUAUAAAAAGUGUUGUCGGCACCAUUAUUCUGUAUAUUUCUGACCCCCUUUUCAGUAUUAUCUCUUUCCAACACAUUUUAAUUUUUUCCUGAUGGUUUUACCAUUGAUUACAGUCACAAAAUUAUAUAAAUACGUAAAAUUAUAAUUACCAUCAAAAUAAUUUUCUAUAUUAAAUAGAAAGGAAGACAUUGAUACUUUGUUAUAAAAAAAACCAGUGUGUGUAUUAAACUUUUACUUUAAAUAUCACUGUGUGAGUUCCUCUGCUGUGAUUUUAUCCCGUAUCUGCUUUCACAUGUCCCUCAUACAAGCAGGAUAGUAAUCAAUCAGUUUCUUCAUAGCGAAUUCCUUAUUGAAUAGCAAUGUAAAGGGGUCUCUGGAGUACAAGCAAGGCUGACGGGUUAUGAAGUGGGAAGCUGGCUGUGAUGGGGUUGCUAAUAAUGACACUGAUAGACAUUGCAUACCGUCACACUGGGAUUUAUCAUUUAACCUGAGACAUGUGGAGAAAUGGCUAUUUGCAAUAUGAAGAAACUGUAUAAACGGCAAGACAAUAGCACAUAUCUAGUGAUUUUAUUAUAUAUAUUCAUUUUUAGAAAAACCUUUCUGUUGAUUUUUUAGAAUGUGUCUUUUGGUUCAUGUUCCAAUUUGCAAUGCGAACUGCAUUUUACAUGUUUACAGCUUCCCACAAUAAUUUGUGCUAAUCUAGUGCAGUGAAUGAAAAAUGACUUUGACGUCAGACUAUGCUUAUUGUACGGUCCGCGUUCUUCUAAUAACACGUGGGUUAUUGGUGAAUGGACUGCGGACUACACAAAGCACAACUAUUACCCGGAACUUUGACCUCAGUAGACAGUAUGCCAUAUUCAUUUACCAGUCUAUGCUGUGUCCUAUACACAGUGGGAUGGGAUGGAGUAGGCGUUAGUAAACAGCAGGUGUGGAAAUGAAAAAAAGAAAUCUACUGGUCAAUAUACCCGUCUGUCAUGGCGAUCUACUUGUCCACACACAAAGUAAUUCCAGUUUGGGGCUCCGCUAAGAGUCCUGGACAUAGAAUGGUGUUAUUCAAUAAAUGUAUUCCAUUUUUCCAAAUUAAAUCGAAAUGGAAAAACAACAUUAAAAAAAAGUCUUAUUUGGAAAAAUGCCCCAGUGCAGCUUUAGUUACAACCUUUCGCCUCCAGGUAUUCGCCUCCAGGUAUUUUUGGAUAAACAUUUUUUAAAAUGACUUUUUCAAAAUAUCAAACCAUAUAGAACAUAUAUAAAUAUAUAUAUAUAUAUAUAAUAUUGGAGUUUAGUGAAUAAACCCCAGGUGUCUCACCUUCUGCCCUUCAUAAACGCUCCAUCUGCUCCCUUUAUAGUGUGUGGGGAUGUGUAAAAUGUGCAGGCUGUGUGUAAUGUGUGUGUGUGCGUGCUUUGUGUAAUGUGUGUGCAAGCUGUGUGUAAUGUGUGUAUGUGCAUGCUUUGUGUAAUGUGUGUGCAAGCUGUGUGUAUGUGCGUGCUUUGUGUAAUGUGUGUUCAAGCUGUGUGUAAUGUGUGUGUGUGCUUUGUGUAAUGUGUGUAUGUGCGUGCUUUGUGUAAUGUGCGUGCAAGCUGUGUGUAAUGUGUGUGUGUGCGUGCUUUGUGUAAUGUGUGUGCAAGCUGUGUGUAAUGUGUGUGUGUGCGUGCUUUGUGUAAUAAUGUGUAAUGUGUAUGUGUGCUUUGUGUAAUGUGUGUGCAAGCUGUGUGUGUGUGUGUCGUGCUUUGUGUAAUGUGUGUGCAAGCUGUGUGUGUGUGUGUGCGUGCUUUGUGUAAUGUGUGUGCAAGCUGUGUGUAAUGUGUGUAUGUGCGUGCUUUGUGUAAUGUGUGUGCAAGCUGUGUGUAUGUGCGUGCUUUGUGUAAUGCGUUUGUGUGCGUGCUUUGUGUAAUGUGUGUGCAAGCUGUGUGUAAUGUGUGUAUGUGCGUGCUUUGUGUAAUGUGUGUGCAAGCUGUGUGUAAUGUGUGUGUGUGCGUGCUUUGUGUAAUGUGUGUGCAAGCUGUGUGUAAUGUGUGUAUGUGCGUGCUUUGUGUAAUGUGUGUGCAAGCUGUGUGUAAUGUGUGUAUGUGCGUGCUUUGUGUAAUGUGUGUGCAAGCUGUGUGUAAUGUGUGCAUGUGCGUGCUUUGUGUAAUGUGUGUGCAAGCUGUGUGUAAUGUGUGCAAGCUGUGUAUAAUGUGUGUGCGUGCUUUGUGUAAUAUGUGUGCAAGCUGUGUGUAAUGUGUGUGUGUGUGUGCAAGCUGUGUGUAUGUGUGUGCUUUUGUGUGUGUGUUAGCUGUGUGUAAUGUGUGUGUGUGCGUGCUUUGUGUAAUGUGUGUGUGUGCAAGCUGUGUGUAAUGUGUGUGUGUGCGUGCUUUGUGUAAUGUGUGUACAAGCUGUGUGUAAUGUGUGUGUGUGUGCGUGCUUUGUGUAAUGUGUGUGCAAGUUGUGUGUAUAGUGUGUGUGUGCAGACUUUGUGUAAUGUGUGUGCAAGCUGUGUGUAUGUGCGUGCUUUGUGUAAUGCGUUUGUGUGCGUGCUGACUUGUGUAAUAUGAGUGCAAGCUGUGUGUAAUGUGUUUGUGUGCAGGCUGACUUGUGUAAUAUGUGUGCAAGCUGUGUAUAAUGUGUUUGUGUGCGUGCUGACUUGUGUAAUGUGCGUGGGGCAGUUCUGGUGUCAGCAGUAGACUUUAUUUUUGGAUACGCAGGUGAUGCACAAUAAUAAAUUGUAGAAUUUCCUCUCUCACAGUUGUAUAUACUGGUCUUUUUAUCCUCCAGGUAAGAGAGCGCUGAUCGUCUUGGCCCACCAGGAGAAGACCUCAUUUAAUUAUGCCAUGAAGGAUGCAGCUGUGGAAGCUCUGAAGAAGAAGGGCUGGCAGGUCACCGUGUCCGAUCUUUACGCCAUGAAGUUUAAUCCAGUCUUAUCACGAGAUGACAUUAUUGGUAAUUAAUUAAGAGGGCACAGAGGGGCUCCAUGAUGCAGUCUGAUCUCUGGGUUUGGUAACUUCCACCCAUUGAAAAGUAACAUUACCAACACUACAGCAGCCAGGGCUAAUCUUCUAAUAUUAUUCUAAUCUAAGAGUCUCUGUAAUGUUUCUACAGGAGAUCCCCAAAAUCCAGAUGCAUUUAAGUACGGCGUGGAAUCCGCGGUUGCUUACAAAGAGGGACGUCUCGCCCCAGAUAUUAUCGAAGAGCAGAAAAAGCUUGAAGCUGCUGAUUUGGUGAUCUUUCAGGUAUUUAGAGAAAGAGAGAGAGACUCUCCCCGUCCACAUCUCAUUAAGACAAAAAGUAUAAUAUAGUCAGCGGAACAACUACAGCUUAUUGUAUUUGUUGUAGGGUUUUUGUUUGUUAUUUUUUAUUAGGUUUUAUUGUGCAUUUAAAAGUAAAUCCUGAAUAUCAACUGUACAUUCAGUAUCAUAUAGUCAAAAACAAUCAGAGUGUGAUGCAAGUAACAUAGGUUCAAGAUACAUGGUUGCAAUAAAGGUGAGCUUGGUGUAUUUGUUUUGGUGAGUAGAAUCAUUCCCUUCAGUUAUUUUCCAGUAAACACUGUCUUUUCAGAGAACGUGCAGUGUUUACAUUACAGCCUAGGGACACCCCCACUGGCCAUUUCUUAGAUGGCUGCUAGAGGUGCUUCCUGGGGCAGUGCUGCACAGUGUGACUGACAUUCAGUGUCUCCACCCUCUGCAUACAGACACUGCACUUUCCUCAUAGAGAUGCAUUGAUUCCCAUUGUACAGUGCUACAGAAUCUGAUGGUGCUAUAUAAAUAAUAAAAUAAAUAAUAAUAAUUUAAUGUAUUUCUAUAAGGAGAUGCUGAUUGACCAGGAUGGUGUUUGGCUCUGUCCCCUGCCCCACCUCCUUGACAACCUCAGCCAAAUCCCAAUCCUAUGGGAAAGAAUUGUCAUUGGCUGAGAUCAUCACUUCUGAUUAUGUCAGCCAAGGAGGCAGGUCAGAGGCAGAGACAGAACUAGCAAACUGGAAUAAAGGUAAGAUUUUAUUGUAUUUAGGGGGGCCAGGAUGUACCAGGGGGGCUAGAUGGUGGUUUUACCACUGUAGGGUUAGGAAUACAUGUUUGUGUUCCUGACACUAUAAUGUUCAUUUAAGUAUGACUUGGAAAUGGAGAUAAAUGUCCCUCAAAAAUUUUCCAAAAUCCCUGAAGUGUUAGUAUUGUGUGUUGAUUGGUAUGUCAUCAGUGUACGCAGAGAUUUGUAAUAUUUCAUAUUGUGUGUGUGCUCAAUGCAGUGUGCAUCAUACAAUUUAUUAUUGUGUCUUUAUCGCAGUUUCCUCUCUACUGGUUCGGGCUGCCCGCCCUGAUUAAAGGAUGGGUUGACCGGGUUUUCAGCGUUGGUUUUGCGUACACCCUGACGACACUAUAUACCAAUGGACCGUUUCGAGUAAGUUGUUGGAAGAACUAAGCUGUUAAAUUGCAGAAAUGAGCGGGAGAUAUAAAUGUUAACAGAGGGGGGCUUAUUCACCAAACUCCAAGUAGUAGUGAGCUAAAAUCUGAAUUUCAAAAUUAAGGCCAAAAUAGCCGAGCUGUUUCUUUUCUGUUAUUUUGGUCUACAUUUUGCAUUUCACUUUUAAACUUGGACUUUUGUGAAUAAACCUUUUUAAUAAGUUUAUGAUCUAUAAAAACGGGAUACAAUCAUACAAUGACACGGAAACCGCGCUCCAUGAGUGAUCUCGUUAUUGAUUUAUUUGUUUGACAAAUGACCUGAGGUUUCUUUUAAUAGAGAGCUGUGGCAUUUAUACAAUGCUUUAAAUAGAAUCAAUAGGAACAUCAGGAUUGGCUGAACCAUGGCUCACAAAACUUAUAAAAACAAUUAGGAAUUCCCUGGGAAACAGAAUUGCGAGCGGUUAUAUCUUCACAUAGGAAACACUAUUUAUUUUCACACUCUUCAUUCUUCCACUUUUUGUUCCUGCCUUGGAUUUUCUAUCCUUUAUUUAUUUUUAGCCACAAAAUUAAACAAAUGAUUAGAAGAGGUGCAUUUGAUAUUUGGAGGAUUAUUAUUCAUUAAACAAAAAGGAAGAUUGAGAGCGCUUCUUACCUGUCUCAGUAAACGGCCACUCUGACAGAUUCGUAAUAAAUCUGAUCUCAUUGCCCUGUUUUCAUUCUAUAAUUUCCUUUUAUGUUGGACUCUGCUGAAUUUAUCGAGAUACUUUCAUUUCUAUUUAUUAUCAAUGUUUCAUCUUUUUGUUUGAACUUGCUGCUUAGUGAUGCAUUAUUUCUUUUUUUACUUAUUUAGAUUGUUGGAAACUGUGCUAGCAUUCUGUGAUUUUUGUGUGUGUAUGUUUUCUACUUUACUCAGACGUACAUUACCUUUAUUUUCGCAGAAUAAGAAAGCCCUAUUGUCAUUUACCACCGGAGCUGCAGGCACAACGUUCUCAAACAAGGGGUUGAACGGUGACAUCAAUGUGAAUAUAUGGCCAAUGCAGGUAUGUGCUCACUUUAGCCACAGAUCAUGGUAUUAGAUGAUGCCAAACAGCAGAUCAUAGACAAAAUGUCAAAGGAUUAUGGGGGUUGUAGUUUUAAAACAGCUUUUGGGUUACAUGUUGGCUGUUUACAAGAAGUAGACACUCCAACCACCAUAACCACCACAGCUUAUUAUUACAGAGUAUUGUAUUAUUACAGCUCAUUGUAUUAUCACAGAGUAUUGUAUUAUUGCAGCUCGUUGUAUUAUUACAGCUCAUUGUAUAAUUAUAUUUAUUUAUAAACUAUUUAACCAGGAAAGAUACAUUGGUAUUUAUCUUGUAUUUAAGUGUGUCCUGGGUCCACAAAACAUUGCAUUGAUACAUUAGGGUACAAUAAAAUACAAAAACAAUAUUAAUACACAAUAAAUACAAAAUGUAACAUAGAACAGGUAAGAAAUAUAUAAUCAACCGUAACCAUAUACACUGAGACACAUUACUGGGAGUAUUAUUGCUGUGGAGCUCUGUUAUACACUCAGACACAUUACUGGGAGUAUUAUUGCUGUGGAGCUCUGGUAUACACUCAGACACAUUACUGGGAGUAAUAUUGCUGUCGGGCUCUGUUAUACACUCAGACACAUUACUGGGAGUAUUAUUGCUGUGGAGCUCGGUUAUACACUCAGACACAUUACUGGGAGUAUUAUUACUGUGGAGAUCUGUUAUACACUCAGACACAUUACUGGGAGUAUAAUUGGUGGGGAGCUCUGUUAUACACAGAUAUUUCUGGGAGUAUUAUUGCUGUGGAGCUCUGUUAUACAUUCAGACACAUUACUGGGAGUAUUAUUGCUGUGGAGCUCUGUUAUACACUCAGACACAUUACUGGGAGUAUUAUCGCUGUGCAGCUCUGUUAUACACUCAGACACAUUACUGGGAGUAUUAUUGCUGUGUGGCUCUGUUAUACACUCAGACACAUUACUGGGAGUAUUAUUAUUGUAGAGCUCUGUUAUACACUCAGACACAUUACUGGGAGUAUUAUUGCUGUGGAGCUCUGUUAUACACUCAGACACAUUACUGGGAGUAUUAUUGCUGUGGAGUUCUGUUGUACACUCAGACACAUUACUGGGAGUAUUAUUGCUGGGAGCUCCGUUAUACACUCAGACAUAUUACUGGGAGUAUUAUUACUGUGGAUCUCUGUUAUACACUCAGACACAUUACUGGGCGUAAUAUUGCUGUGGAGUUCUGUUAUACACUCAGACACAUUACUGGGAGUAUUAUUGCUGUGGAGCUCUGGUAUACACUCAGACACAUUACUGGGAGUAUUAUCGCUAUGGAGCUCUGUUAUACACUCAGACACAUUACUGGGAGUAAUAUUGCUGUGCAGCUCUGUUAUACACUCAGACACAUUACUGGGAGUAUUAUUGCUGUGUGGCUCUGUUAUAUACACUCAGACACAUUACUGGGAGUAUUAUUGUAGAGCUCUUUGCUAUACACUCAGACACAUUACUGGAGUAUUAUUGCUGGGAGCUCUUGUUAUACACCUGUGACACACAUUGGGGAGUAUUAUUGCUGUGGAGCUCUGUUAUACACUCAGACACAUACUGGGAGUAUUAUUACUGUGGAGAUCUGUUAUACACACAGACACAUUACUGGGAGUAUUAUUACUGUGGAGAUCUGUUAUACACUCAGACACAUUACUGGGAGUAUUAUUGCUGUGGAGCUCUGUUAUACACUCAGACACAUUACUGGGAGUAUUAUUGCUGUGGAGCUCUGUUAUACACUCAGACACAUUACUGGGAGUAUUAUUACUGUGGAGCUCUGUUAUACAACAGACACAUUACUGGGAGUAUUAUUGCUGUGGAGCUCUGUUAUACACUCAGACACAUUACUGGGAGUAUUAUUGCUGUGGAGCUCUGUUAUACACUCAGACACAUUACUGGGAGUAUUAUUGCUGUGGAGCUCUGGUAUACACUCAGACACAUUACUGGGAGUAUUAUUGCUAUGGAGCUCUGUUAUACACUCAGACACAUUACUGGGAGUAAUAUUGCUGUGCAGCUCUGUUAUACACUCAGACACAUUACUGGGAGUAUUAUUGCUGUGUGGCUCUGUUAUACACUCAGACACAUUACUGGGAGUAUUAUUAUUGUAGAGCUCUGUUAUACACUCAGACACAUUACUGGGAGUAUUAUUGCUGUGGAGCUCUGUUAUACACUCAGACACAUUACUGGGAGUAUUAUUGCUGGGAGCUCUGUUAUACACUCAGACACAUUACUGUAUAUUAUUACUGUGAGAUCAGUAUACACACAGACACAUUACUGGGAGUAUUAUUGCUGUGGAGCUCUGUUAUACACUCAGACACAUUACUGGGAGUAUUAUUGCUGUGGAGCUCUGUUAUACACUCAGACACAUUACUGGGAGUAUUAUUGCUGUGGAGCUCUGUUAUACACUCAGACACAUUACUGGGAGUAUUAUUAUUGUAGAGCUCUGUUAUACACUCAGACACAUUACUGGGAGUAUUAUUGCUGUGGAGCUCUGUUAUACACUCAGACACAUUACUGGGAGUAUUAUUGCUGUGGAGCUCUGUUAUACAUCAGACACAUUACUGGGAGUAUUAUUGCUGUGGAGCUCUGUUAUACACUCAGACACAUUACUGGGAGUAUUAUUGCUGGGGAGCUCUGUUAUGCACUCAGAUACAUUACUGGGAGUAUUAUUGCUGUGGAGCUCUGUUAUACACUCAGACACAUUACUGGGAGUAUUAUUGCUGUGGAGCUCUGGUAUACACUCAGACACAUUACUGGGAGUAUUAUCGCUAUGGAGCUCUGUUAUACACUCAGACACAUUACUGGGAGUAAUAUUGCUGUCGGGCUCUGUUAUACACUCAGACACAUUACUGGGAGUAUUAUUGCUGUGGAGCUCGGUUAUACACUCAGACACAUUACUGGGAGUAUUAUUACUGUGGAGAUCUGUUAUACACUCAGACACAUUACUGGGAGUAUAAUUGGUGGGGAGCUCUGUUAUACACAGAUAUUUCUGGGAGUAUUAUUGCUGUGGAGCUCUGUUAUACAUUCAGACACAUUACUGGGAGUAUUAUUGCUGUGGAGCUCUGUUAUACACUCAGACACAUUACUGGGAGUAUUAUCGCUGUGCAGCUCUGUUAUACACUCAGACACAUUACUGGGAGUAUUAUUACUGUGGAGCUCUGUUGUACAGUCAGACACAUUACUGGGAGUAUUAUUGAUGUGGGGCUCGGUUAUACACUCAGACACAUUACUGGGAGUAUUAUUGCUGUGCAGCUCUGUUAUCCACUCAGACACAUUACUGGGAAUAUUAUUGCUGUGGAGCUCUGUUAUACACUCAGACACAUUACUGGGAGUAUUAUUACUGUGGAGCUCGGUUAUACACUCAGACACAUUACUGGGAGUAUUAUUACUGUGGAGCUCGGUUAUACACUCAGACACAUUACUGGGAGUAUUAUUGAUGUGGAGCUCUGUUAUACACUCAGACACAUUACUGGGAGUAUUAUCGCUGUGCAGCUCUGUUAUACACUCAGACACAUUACUGGGAGUAUUAUUGCUGUGGAGCCCUGUUAUACACUCAGACACAUUACUGGGAGUAUUAUUGCUGUGGAGCUCUGUUGUACAGUCAGACACAUUACUGGGAGUAUUAUUGAUGUGGGGCUCGGUUAUACACUCAGACACAUUACUGGGAGUAUUAUUCCUGUGCAGCUCUGUUAUUCACUCAGACACAUUACUGGGAGUAUUAUUGCUGUGGAGCUCUGUUAUACACUCAGACACAUUACUGGGAGUAUUAUUACUGUGGAGCUCCGUUUUACACUCAGACACAUUACUGGGUGUAUUAUUGCUGUGGAUCUCCGUCAUACACUCAGACACAUUACUGGGAGUAUUAUUGCUGUAGAGCUCUGUGAUACACACACACACAUUACUGGGGGUAUUAUUGCUGUGGAGCUCUGUUAUACACUCAGACACAUUACUGGGAGUAUUAUUGCUGUGGAGCUCUGUUAUACACUCAGACACAUUACUGGGAGUAUUAUUGCUGUGGAGCUCUGUUAUACACUCAGACACAUUACUGGGAGUAUUAUUGCUGUGGAGCUCUGUUAUACACUCAGACACAGUACUGGGAGUAUUAUUGCUGUGGAGCUCUGUUAUACACUCAGACACAUUGCUGGGAGUAUUAUUGAUGUGGAGAUCUGUUAUACACUCAGACACAUUACUGGGAGUAUUAUUGCUGUGGAGCUCUGUUAUACACUCAGACACAGUACUGGGAGUAUUAUUGCUGUGGAGCUCUGUUAUACACUCAGACACAUUACUGGGAGUAUUAUUACUGUGGAGCUCUGUUGUACACUCAGACACAUUACUGGGAGUAUUAUUGCUGUGGAGCUCUGUUGUACACUCAGACACAUUACUGGGAGUAUUAUUGCUGUGGAGCUCUGUUAUACACUCAGACACAUUACUGGGAGUAUUAUUGCCUUGGAGCUCUGUUGUACACUCAGACACAUUGCUGGGAGUAUUAUUACUGUGGAGCUCUGUUAUACACUCAGACACAUUACUGGGAGUAUUAUUGCUGUGGAGCUCUGUUAUACACUCAGACACAGUACUGGGAGUAUUAUUGCUGUGGAGCUCUGUUAUACACUCAGACACAGUACUGGGAGUAUUAUUGCUGUGGAGCUCUGUUAUACACUCAGACACAUUACUGGGAGUAUUAUUACUGUGGAGCUCGGUUAUACACUCAGACACGUUACUGGGAGUAUUAUUACUGUGGAGCUCGGUUAUACACUCAGACACAUUGCUGGGAGUAUUAUUGAUGUGGAGAUCUGUUAUACACUCAGACACACCAAAAAUAUUGAGUUCCUAGAAAAGAGUGACAUUAAUAUAGAAAAGAUUUGGUUCCAAAAUGGGACUGUCCCUCCUAUAUAGGGACACUUGGGUGUUAUGUAAAUACUAGGGCUCACCGGUAUCCUGUCUUUCUGUGGCAAUGUACUGAGCUGUGGAUAUUCUCUCCAGGGAGGUUACAUUCAAUCCAAACUGCUGAUUCCCUACUUCUUCCUAUUGCUAAUAGAAUAAUAAGAUAGCCUCUCUCCUCCUAAAAUAAAGGAUCGAACAUGUUUUAUUUACUUAAAUAUUUUUUUUUUCUUAAGCAGAAUAAUAUUUUUACCAUUGAUCUAGUACCAAUAUAAUUUACAGCUGUACACUGGGAUACAAAAUAUCUAAUAACGCUUUAUUAUUUAUAUCCCAACUCUCUGCAGAAUGGAAUUUUUAGUUUCUGCGGAUUCCAAGUACUGGAACCAGAGAUCUCAUACGCCGUUUCACACAUCCCACACGAAGCCCGCGUCGCCAUCCUUGAAAGCUGGAAGAAGAGGCUGGGAACGAUUUGGGAUGAAAAACCCAUUAAAUUUAUCCCACUCCAGGACUUUGAUCUGGAUAAUGGGUUUGUAGUUAAGAAAGAGGUUGUGGAGGCAAAUUCUGGCCAAAAAACCGGGAUCACUGUUGGACAACAUUUGGGCAAAGCGAUACCGCCAGAUAGUCAGGUGAAGUCCGAUAGCACCAGGCUGUAAAAGACAAUUUGUACUCUCUAAAUCUUUGGCUCAAUUUUUAUUAAAAUCCAUAUUUCUGAGUUAUAUCUUGUUUCUACUUAUUUUAGCUUCUACAGUUUAAAUACUAUAAACAGAGCUGACAUUGUCAGUGCCAGCCCCUAACAUGAGUUAUAAUGGCAGAUUCGGUGCAAUGGCCAGUUUGUUCUUCAAACAAAAAAACAAUUCAUUCAUCAGGACUUUUUAUAUUAAGAAACAUUAUUGUUAUGCCAUAGUUGGAAACUGUCUGUGUUUCUCUUCAAUGAUUCUGAAAAAAUCCAAUUAUUGUCAUGGUCUGCUCAAAUUGAUUAAACAUUCUAAUGUGACAGAAAAUAAAUACUGUAGUUGCUAAUCAUUUUCACUGAAGAGCUUGCAAUCUGUUUUGAAUCCCAUAGUAAAAAAAUGUAAUUGUUUUUCUUGACAAAUUAAAGAGAGUAUUGUCAUAGUGAUAUGA